Penicillium atrosanguineum is the source of this 1050-nucleotide messenger RNA. RefSeq names its product U2 snRNP complex subunit HSH49. Gene Ontology annotation, biological process: positive regulation of mRNA splicing, via spliceosome. Gene Ontology annotation, molecular function: RNA binding. The record is from RefSeq and is a predicted model, not a curated record. Bases 1 to 1050 code for a protein of 349 amino acids. Gene Ontology annotation, cellular component: U12-type spliceosomal complex; nucleolus. NCBI's taxonomy places the organism in Eukaryota, Fungi, Ascomycota, Eurotiomycetes, Eurotiales, Aspergillaceae. The transcript has 3 exons.
AUGUCCGGCGCAAGACAUUGGGAACAAGAUAAGGAGGCCACAGUGUACAUCGGAAAUCUCGAUGAGCGUGCCUCGGACAGCUUGGUAUGGGAGCUGAUGCUGCAGGCGGGUCGCAUUGUUAACGUCCACCUGCCGAAAGACCGAGUUACGCAGUUACACCAAGGGUAUGGAUUCGUGGAGUUCAUCAGCGAGGAAGAUGCCGAAUAUGCAUCGAGAGUCAUGAAUGGAAUACGCCUGUUCGGCAAACCAAUCCGCGUGAACAAGGCAUCGGCGGACAAACAAAAAUCUGUGGAAAUCGGCGCAGAGCUCUUUGUCGGAAACUUGGAUCCCAUGGUCGCCGAGCAAGUUCUUUACGACACGUUCAGCCGUUUCGGCAAUUUGGUCAACCUUCCCAAGAUUGCCCGAGAUGACAAUAACCUGUCCAAGGGUUACGGCUUUGUCUCUUUCGCCGAUUUCGAAUCCUCCGAUGCCGCAGUCGCGAAUAUGAACGGCCAAUAUCUCAUGAACAAGCAAGUCUCAGUCCAGUACGCAUACAAGAAGGAUGGCAAAGGAGAGAGGCACGGUGACGAGGCAGAGCGCAUGUUGGCGACACAGGCUCGGAAACACAACGUACAGCCGCCAACACAGCAGAUGCCGCCCACAUUCGCUGGGGCUGGUCCAGGCUCUGCCACUCCAGCGAUGCUAAAUGGCGAUGCCUCUCGGCCGGUGAGCACUGGCCCACAAGCAGCCGAUCCGGGCAUGGGCAGAGGAUUGCCGGUACCUAUGUCCUACCAGCUGCCUCCUCAGAGUCGGCCUGCUCCUCCCCCAUCACUCGCGACCCCACCGCCAGGUUUACCAGCGCGUCCACCGCCGUCUCAAGCUGGCUACGGCGGUCCCCAAACCUUCAUUCCGCCAGGUUUCAAUGGAGCCGGCCAGGCACCUUAUGCCCCGCAAGCUGCACCCCCGCCUGGGUUUGGGCCUCCCGGGUUUGGGCCUCCAGCAAGCGUCCCUGGAGCGGCCCCGUCACUACCUCCCGGGUUUCAGCAACCUGGCUAUGGGAACGGUCGCUGA